ACCAUUGGCAGUACUGCGUGAAGGGCUAAACUGUUCGCUUCGACGGUUGUUUUAAAGUCCUUAUCUCUGUCAGAGGAAGAAGGCAGCUUGCUUCCAGAGAGCAGUGAAUAAUCUGUGCGAAGUGCAUCAAGGCAGGACGAUGAAGCUGUUGUGUGUUGUCGUCAUCCUCUGCACCUGUAUCACUGAAGCACGAUCCCUGAUCUGCAACCAGUGCUUUGGAGCUGUGUGCAACCCCUCACCAACAAAUUGUCUGUCUUCGGUCACCAGAUGCCAGACAGCUUCGAUCAGACGAUCGAUCGGCUUCUUUACCAUCUCGCAGAUCACGCAAGGAUGUGAGCAGAACAGUCAAGCAUUUUCUUUCAGCAGUGGAGAGAUUUUUUUCUCCAGGGACAACAAAUUCUGCAGAACUGACCUUUGUAACACUCAGACGACUGCAGACCCGACCAAUAUGACCCUGAAUGGGUUGGAGUGUUUCGGAUGUGUGGGCACUGAUGCUCAAUCCUGCAUUAGCCGUCAACAGAGCGUGAAGUGUGUGGGCCAACAGAAUCGGUGCAUCAAUGCAACAGGCACACAGAACAUCUUACGGACAGAAGAGGCUUUUUUCACCAAGGGAUGUGCUACUGAGAGUAUCUGUAAUCACUCAAUCAAUCUUGAAGAAUUUUUAAUACGACUGAAUUCAAUGCCUCUGUGCUGCACCGGCAACCUGUGCAAUAACGUCGAAAAUGCUACAGUUACCAGCACCGUGGGUAUGACGUCGACUCAAGGUCAAACUGUCCCUACGACUGCAAUGAGCACCAAUGCGUCGAGCAUAGCAACCGUAGCUCCGACCACCACUCCGACCACCACCACCACCACGACACCAGGGAGCGGGGAGAGCAACGACUCGUCUAGCAACAGCGGGGGGACAUCAGAUUGAAAGGGUUCGCUGACGCCGGGUCCAGUCUGUCCCAGCUCCAGGCACUUACUGGGGUUGGGCGGGCGGGAAUCUUCGGUGUGACCCGUUUGCUGAGGUGUACCCGGUUCUGGCUCUUUCGCCUGAAGCCUGUCACCGGCCGAAUGCAAGAAUUGUGUUCUUUCUUUGUCUGUAUAUGAAUUAAGGGGUGAGAUUCUCGUGUAUUUAUCUAGACCGUCCAAUCUGCAGGAACGUUAACCAUAACUUUAAAAAACAGGCUCGAUCCAGUUUAGAGCUGGGAGGUAAGUGGAGCGGCAGGAGCUGGAUGACAUCUAUCUCUCUGCUCUUGGACCGGCUGUUCAGGUGAAUAAACCCAUGAUUGUGCACUGAAAUGUGCAUAGGCAAUUCUACUUGGUCACUUCAGGGGAACCCCAGCAGGCGGCUUGGCAACAUGGUAGGGGCAGCAGAGCACAACCAACCAGGGAAGACAGUGGAGCAAGAUAUAAGAGAAGGGAAGCUGUAAACUGGGCAAUCAAAUCGAAAACUACGAGAAAAAGAGUGCUGUCUGCCAUCGAAAUUCCACAUGGAAAGUAUAUAGCUGGCAUGUUGCUGUGAACAGCUGCCUGGACGUGUCAAGUGUGUAAUUUUUGUUUUUCUUUCCUGGCUUUAUCUGAAUAAAGUUUUCCCAAAAUGGAA
Carcharodon carcharias (great white shark) is the source of this 1588-nucleotide messenger RNA. Its product is annotated as urokinase plasminogen activator surface receptor-like. The record is from RefSeq and is a predicted model, not a curated record. The coding region runs from base 140 to 916 and encodes 258 amino acids. NCBI's taxonomy places the organism in Eukaryota, Metazoa, Chordata, Chondrichthyes, Lamniformes, Lamnidae. The transcript is spliced from 6 exons.